GCUUUCGCCUGGAACAGUAGAAGAAGAAGGAGUGUUCCGUAGGGGCCCGCGGUGUCGGUUCUGUUCUGGUCUUUUACUCUCUCAAGUUUUACCGGAUUCUUCUUGAAAGUUCGCCGGUAUUUCUCACCGUCCUCAGCUGCUCUCUGUGACCCGCUCAGCGCGCAGGUAACACGGACACUUUUGUCCCUCUGUUCCCGCGGAAACGAUAGUUAGCAGCUGUUAGCAUGUGCUAAUGUUAGCAUGUGAGGGAGGGGGGGAGAGGAAGUUUGAUAGAGUCCACCUGAAGACCUGAGGUCAGUCCUACAGGUGUGUUUGUCUGUCCACAGGUGUGUGAAGAUGUCUGAACUCGUGGAACCUCCGGGGGGAGAACAGCUGUGUGUGUACCUGCUGAGGGGGGAGGAAGAGGAGGAGGAGAGGGGGGAGGAAGAGGAGAAGGAGGGCAGGAGGGAGGUGGGCUGUCAGUGGGAGAGUCCAGAGGACGAGGAGAAGAAGGAGGUGGGCUGUCAGAGCGACUCAGCCGAGAGGAGAGACGCUGCUGUCCAGGUGGACCUGCUGACUCAGCAACUGAGCUGGACACACACAGGUGAGACACACACACACACACACACACAGGUGAGAGAGACACACUCACAGAUGAGAGAGAGAGAGACUCACAGACACACAGGUGAGAGAGACACACACACAGAUGAGAGAGACACACACAGAUGAGAGAGACACACACACACAGACACACACAGGUGAGAGAGACACACUCACAGACACACACAGGUGAGAGAGACACACUCACAGACACACACAGGUGAGACCAAACAUUUCCCAGAGCACCUCAGUCCAUGAAUCUCAGUCUUAGACCUUUCUCUGGAUCCUCAUUGUCUAAAGCUGACCUCAGUCUCUGACCUCAGUCCCUGACCUCAGUCUCUGACCUCAGUCCCUGACCUCUGUUCUGAGCUCCGCCCCUCCAAACUUCACCCUCAGGUUCAGCAGGUUACUGUCAGGUCCAAUCCCAAACCGCCCCCUACAAACCCGACCUUCACUCCCGAGUGUCACUCCUAAUGAAGUUCCACUCACACCUGUGGAGAGCACCUCAGUUGAAACAGGAGGGUAUAAACAUGAUGGGCGGGUAUGGGAUGCCCUCCUCACUUCACCAGAAAACGGAAAGAUUCAUCACCAUAGCAACACAAAGACGCGUCCUGUGCAUGGCAGCGUUUAUUUUCUUAGUAAACGGGAACCAUCACAGAGACAAGAACUAAAUUAAACUUCUGAUUGUUAGUGAUUCCACACGUCACCACACGGCACGCCUGAUGUUGACCACACACAGCGCGGUCCAUCAGUCAUGUUUCCGUCACACAGCUGGACAGACAGCUGACAUUAGAGGGGGUCUAAAGCUUUAAUGCAAAAAGGUGAGUGAACGUUAAAACAGUCGGACUGACAGGAGUUUGGAUUAGAGGGUUUUUACUGUCAAACUAUCAAAGAGAAAUAAGACCACGCCACGCAGACGCCAUCAGUAACACGUUUAGAGAGGAUUGUAAACGAGGACAACAUAACUGACAACAUGACUUUACUGUAUUUACGGCGCUGUGAUGAGAAUCAAGUUUUUUUCAGUGUGUAAAUGAACGGACAACUCUGCAGUGUCGUUGUUAUUUACUAGAGUAUGAUGGACUUUUCCAAACUAGAAACCAGUUAAACCAGGACAACCAUAUUACAGAAUAACAGCCGACUUACAGUCAGACUGAAUACUACUACAGAACACAGUACUCAGUAUGAAGUAUCUACUGUAUACUACUACAGUACUCAGUAUGAAGUAUCUACUGUAUACUGCGGUCAGCAGGAGUCUGCAGUAGGACAGUUAGAAAACGGCCCAUAUUUGUAUUUUAGCGAGGAGCUGAUCAGUCGACCAUCAGAGACCUGAGUCACUCCUGAGUUUUUAAUCCAGCUGCAGUGACGUGUAUCUGACAGCAGGGGGCAGCAGAGCUCUGUGCAGUGAUCAGGAGACUAAAAGGCUUCUAAUAAAGUUUCAGUGUGACCUUUGACCUGAAGCUGGUUUUCUGUUCCUAACUGACCAGGAUGAGACUCGAAGGUUAAUCCUGACAUCUGGACCAGCAGCUCAGUCCGGACUUAAAGAUGUGGGUCGAGUUCAGACCGGUUCUUUCCUCUGUCUGCAGGUUCACCUGAGAUGCUGCUUCAGUGUUUCGCUGUUAGACCGGAUGGACCAGACGGGGGCGCUCUCCUGAAGCACUGCACCACCAACCGCACCAGAACCAGAAUCAUCCAGCCUGCAGUCAAACUGUCCCCAGAACUCACUUCAUCCAGGUCCAGGACCCAGAAGAGACCGCCUCCCCAGAAUUCCAACAACACCAAACGUGGGCGUCCCAAACGGGGACGACCUCGCCGUGUGUUACCUGACGCUGAGCAGAAGGAAGCCGAAGGGGAGGGGGAGGGAGGGGAGGAAGGAGAAGAGGAGCAGGAGGGCGAGGAGGCAGAGGAGGAGGAGGAGGUGGUGGAGGACACAGGAGACCCCACCUGGACUCCAUCAGGUCGAGGUAAGUCCAGAACCCUGAUCAAAGUCCAGAACCCUGAUCAAAGUCCAGAACCCUGAUCAAAGUCCAGAACCCUGAUCAAAGUCCAGAACCCUGAUCAGACCUUUUUGAUUUGGUGACAGAAUCAAAUUUAAGUGUUUUUGGUAUUAAAAAAAAAACAUCCUGGACAAAGAUCAUUUCACCAAAACUGACUUUUAAAAGUUUAACUUUUAUAUUUUCUUUAUUUUAUUAUUUUACAUGUUUCUCACUCGUCAAAGGAAAUAUUUUAAAUCCUAAUUUGGAUCUAAUUGUAAGAUUUUGGCUUGUGGCUCAUGAAACCUCUGAUUAGUGCUGGACGAUCAAACGAUAACGAUAUCCGAAAUUAACUUCCCUCAAUAAAAAAGGAGAAAAGUUCGUUCUCCAGGAUUUAGAGUUUAGAGCGGUAAGGUGUUCGGUGUGUGUGUUCCUGUUAAAAGACACAGAUACAGAUGUUGAGUUUAGCAGAUUUAUUUGACUGUGGUUCAGCUGAUAAAGAUACAAAACAACAAUCAGUACAGCUCACACCGUACAGAACAUGAACAUGGAGUAGCUUCAGAUAGCAUUAGUCAUAUUUACAGUAAACAAUCCAUUCACUCAAAAUAGCAUCUAAUAGUGAAAAAUCAUCAAACUCACUUCUGACAUUUACACACAAUAAACCUGGAUGUGAAAAUGAAUAUUGGAUAAAAACAGGUCAGAGGAAAUUUACAAACUAUCCUCAUGAGGAGGAAAACUAAACUUUCGUAGCUACAGUAUCUCACACACAGGUGUGUUCAAUCGCGCUGGAACACCUAUGGUGCGUUCACAAACAUUAGACAAAUGAAAACUCACUGUUAAACACAAAAUAACUGAACAGUAUUUACUUGAAAACACCUACAGGCUACACAGACUUUCUAACAGGCCUUCUGCCAUGUUUUGGUCGACUAUACGAACAGCCAAUGAAAAGGGGAGUUUCUCCGGGUCUGAACCAAUCAUGUUCUGAAUUAGAACCAAGUAUCAACCAACUGCAGCGUCGUAGCAGACAGCAGCUCCACCCAACCAUAGCACUUUAACAGGUGAAGCCGACAGCACUGUUGGUGAGAAACAAAGAAAAUGAGUGCUACCCCCGACAGAAAUGACCAUGAAGGCUCAACAGAUGACCACAUCAAUGUCAACCACAACACUGGCGUUAGGAAAACGUCGGUGGUGUGGAGGUAUUUUGGUUUUUGGAGGUCGGACAUGAAGCAGAGUAAUGUGGACUGUAAAUUAUGUCGAGUACAUGUUCUCACAAAGUCGGGGAAUACCUCAAAUCUUUUUCACCGCCUGAAGCAGCGCCACAAAAGCAACAAAACGUCAAAGAGACACACAGACCUCACAGAUGCAGGAGAUUAUUGUAUUGGAAAAGACAUGAGACCAAUAAACACUGUUAGAUUUCAUUUUUAUAUCGUGAUAUUCAUCGAUACCGACUGAUACGAAAAAAAUAUAUAGUGAUAAACUUUUUCACAUAUCGCCCAGCCUUACCUCUGAUUCAGAGAUCUAAACCGUGAGAAUAUUUACAAACCCCUACAAAUAUUUAAAAUCCAGAAAUGUCAGAGUUCAGAAAAGUGUUCAAAUAUAAUCUCUCGACUUGAUCUUCUUAACCGUGAAACCUGUCCUGAUUGUGGUCAAGGAAACAGAUUCAGUUUUCACACAUUUACAGACUGUAGUUUUACCUUUGUCCAGCAGGAGGCUCCACUUCAUAAAAUAUGAAUAAAAAAGAGCGCCAAACAUCAAAGUCUUUGUCAGUUAAACAGAGCAUGAAAAUUCACUCUUUCAUUGUUUUACUGAAACCUAACCCUGACCCUAAACCCUGAUCCUAAACCCUGAUCCAAAACCCAAACCCUAACCCUGAACCCUGACCCUGACCCUAAACCCUAACCCCUAACCCGAACCUGAACCCUGAUCCUGGACCGCACAGACACCUUUCUCGAUCUUUACUCUCUCUAAACAGUCUUCUCUCUGGUCCCCCCUCCCCAUUUCUCUCACCCGUCAGAUGUCGUCUCUCACCCGUCCCCUCUGCCUCAGGGUGACGUCCAAACAGACUCACUUUCCCAGCAUGCACCUGUCCCGGUGGUGAAGCUGGAGCCCGACAGCACCAUGUGUGACGUUUGUGGCAAAGUGAUGAAGAACAAGUCGAGUCUGGCGCGCCACUCCUUCAUCCACACGGGGAACAAACCGUUCGCCUGCCACCUGUGCGAAAUGCGCUUCAACCGCCGUGACAACCUGCAGCAUCACCUGAGUCGGCUUCACCCCAACGGCGUCGCCAAGCUGGAGAAGCAGCGUGCGGUGCAGGCGUGGCUCUGCGCCGUCUGCGGUAAAACUUUCAACUGCAGGUCGCGCCUGAAAACACACGAGGUCAUCCACUCAGGGGUGAAACCGCAUCGCUGCGACCUCUGCCCCAAAGCCUACAUGAGGAACAACGACCUUGAACACCAUAAGAAGAUCGCUCACGUGGAAGGCGGCACCGAGACGCCAAGGCCGAGCUCGCUGCUCUGUGACCUCUGUGGGAAAGAGUUCAAGUGUAAAUCGCAGCUCGCCGUCCACUUUCAGACGCACACGGGAGAACGACCACACCUCUGUGACAUCUGUGGACGCAAGUUCAGCCGCCAGUACCAGCUAAAGCGCCACAAGAUCCUCAUCCACGCCAACAGAAUGAACGGCGAGGAGAAUGUGACAAGCGACGCUCCGUAUGCAUGUGACGUCUGUGGGAAGCGUCUGAAGUCUGAGGCGCACCUCGCCGCUCACGCCCGCAUCCACUCAGGAGACAAACCUCACCACUGCAGCAUCUGUCUGCGCAGCUUCCAGAGCGCCACCUGUCUGAAACAGCACCACGUACGGGUUCACCUGAGGGUCCGGGUCAACGAGCCGCGGGUUGGAGGGCGCAGGAAGGGCUCAGCCAUGAUGAAAGAGUUCCUGUGUCCCGUCUGCAGCAAAGUCUUCAGGUUCAGGUCUCUGCUGGCGAGUCACUCUCUGAUCCACAGCGAGAUCCGACCGUACGGCUGCGACUUCUGCAGCCGCAGCUUCAGACGCCUCAGCCACCUAAAGAGACACAACGAAGUCGUCCACGCCAACGGAGCGCGCCUGCCGCAGAGCUUCAUCUGCCAUAUCUGCGGCAAAGACAAGAAGUGCCGCUCACAGCUCGCCAGACACGUCAUCAUCCACACCGGCGAGCGGCCCUACGCCUGUGACCUCUGCCCCGCCCGCUUCAAUCGCCGUGGGAACCUGCAGCAGCACAGGAAGCGUAUGCACGGCAUAGGGGUGGUAGCCUCAGAGGAGGCUCCGCCCAUUCUGUUCGAUGAUGAUUUGAUUCCCGCUCUUACUUAUAAACAGGAAGAGACGGUGGUCGCUGUGGACGCCACCGCAGAAAUCUGUGAGGCUGCGGAGAGCCAAGAGACGGUUCAACAGCUGAUCAACACCUGACCACGCACAACGCCGAUGACUAAACUGAGCAUGCUCACAACGCCCCUCCUCAAUGAACUCUAACCUCUCAGUCUGUGGUGGUCUGAGGCGUGAACCUGAAGGAGUCAGCUGAACUCUGAUGAAGAUCUGCUCUAUUGAGACUUUGUAUUAGUUUGAUCAGUGAUCAAUCAGUGACCGAUAAUCAAUGACUAAUGAGGGAUGAACGGAUGAAUUUUCAUUAAAGAAAAACUAAAACCUGCAGGUCGUUUCUCUCGUUGUUUGGUUCAGAAGUUCUUCCAUAAAGUCCUUCAGGGUCUUCCUGAAGGCCUCCUCCUCCACCUCCUACCUCCUUCUAUCCUUCCUUACCUCCUCCUGCCUAGAUUGAACUCUGACUGUUCUCUCUCUUCUUUUUC
Xyrichtys novacula (pearly razorfish) is the source of this 6382-nucleotide messenger RNA. The record is from the annotation of a GenBank genome assembly. NCBI's taxonomy places the organism in Eukaryota, Metazoa, Chordata, Actinopteri, Labriformes, Labridae.